AUGCUCCGCCGUUCAUUUUGGCGGUGUAUCCCUGUGACAAACCGCACAGUGCGGGAUUCCCUCUGCGCCUCCGCGAUUGAUCAUUGCACGCCCGUUGUGUAUUCCUCGCUGCCAAACGGCUGCCGAGUGGCGACGGAAUAUUUUCCCAGCUGCCAGUUUGCCACUGUCGGCAUCUGGAUUGAUGCGGGGAGCCGCUUUGAGGACCUGCAGAACAACGGGGUCGCCCACUUCUUAGAGCACAUGAACUUUAAGGGCACACAAAAGUACUCCAAGAAGGCAGUGGAGGACCUCUUUGAGCAAAGCGGGGCCCACUUCAACGCCUACACCUCGCGUGACCGCACGGCGUAUUACGUGAAGGCUUUCAAUGAAGAUGUGGAACGGAUGAUUGAUGUGGUGGCGGACCUUCUUAAGAACGGGCGUUACGACCCGCGGGACUUGGAGUUGGAGCGACCGACGAUUUUGGCUGAGAUGCGGGAGGUGGAGGAGCUCGUGGAUGAGGUGCUCAUGGACAAUCUUCACCAGGCGGCAUACGAUGCCCAGUCCAGCGGCCUUCCUCUCACCAUCCUUGGCCCCGUUGACAACAUUGCAAAGAAUAUCAAUCGAGAGAUGAUCAUGGACUUUGUGCAGGUACACUACACGGGCCCCCGCAUGUCUUUCGUCUCCUCCGGUGGCAUUCACCCCGAUGAAGCCCACCGACUUGCCGAAAAGUUUUUUGGCAAUCUUUCUGCGACAAACAACCGACCCCCGCUUCAGGCGCUUUACCGUGGCGGAUACACGGUGAUGUGGAAUGAGCAGAUGGCAACGGCGAAUACGGCCCUUGCCUAUCCCAUAUGUGGCGCCUCACACCCAGAUAGCUAUGCGCUGCAGCUAGUGCACAACGUUAUUGGGCAGUUUCGAGAGGGACAGUACGACCAGUUUGCGUACCAGCACCUGAACCCCAAACUUCCAUGGGAUAAGCUGCCGAAUAUUGUGCAAAUGCGUCCUUUUUACACGCCCUACGAGGAGACCAGUUUGCUUGGGUACCAGCUCAUCACCACACCCAUGCCCUCCGCCGGCACACAUGCGUCGCCUCGCGACGAGAGCCAAGAUGUUUUACUCAACUACCUCAUGCGGACAAUACAUGAGUUAGCGACCACCUCUGUGAGUGCGACUAUACUGGAGGGGGCCAAAAAGCGAGUUCAAGGCGUCCGUCAUGAUGAUGCGGGACAGUACGACAAAUAG
Trypanosoma rangeli is the source of this 1221-nucleotide messenger RNA. RefSeq names its product mitochondrial processing peptide beta subunit. Lineage: Eukaryota; Euglenozoa; Kinetoplastea; Trypanosomatida; Trypanosomatidae. Gene Ontology annotation, molecular function: metal ion binding; metalloendopeptidase activity. Gene Ontology annotation, biological process: proteolysis. Gene Ontology annotation, cellular component: mitochondrion. Bases 1 to 1221 code for a protein of 406 amino acids. The transcript has a single exon. The record is from RefSeq and is a predicted model, not a curated record.